CCCACUUUCCAAUAUCAUCUUGUAGGACCAUCCUCUGCUCCCACCUCCCACCAACAACACAUACAGUAUUACCUAGCACGCGCCACACUUACUGCAUAAAGUUCAAGACAAAGACAGGUUCCAGCCCUGGGCAGAAACAACUCAUUAUGUCAACUCCGUCGGUAGUUAGCACCAUCUUCUGCUGCGGCUCCGCUAUCCCAGUCCACGACUCAUCCGUCAUGAAACUUCACAACGACCCCAACCGAGACCUCCAUGAAGCCAUCUUCCAGAGCUUUCUCUCUUUUGCAGUACGUCGUCAAAAUUCUGCAGACCUUCUCUCGCUCAUUAUGGGGUUUGAACCUGAAUCAUCAACCUCCACGCCUGGCACGAUCCCCCAGCCACAGCCUGCACCCGUCUUUUCUCUCGAGGCCUUGGAAAAUAAUCCACUGACUCCAACAACUCCGUACGUCAUUCACGUCACUUCUCGCCAUGAUUUCGGUCCAGUCUACUCACAUCGUUACUUCGUGUGCCCGCCAGAUUUGGACCAGGACUGGGUGGAGAUCAGUUUGAUUCAGUGGUUUGCGAGAGGCGAGCCGUUCAAGAUGAAGGCUGAGAAGUGGGACCUAAAGUGCAAAGAUGACUGCAAGUUCUUCAGAAUGACGCUCAGGCCGAAUUUGGCAAUGAGAGGUUGCUAUCCUGUAUCCGUGGGUGGUGAAGUACAGACUGGUGAAUCUUCUCCAUCGGGCUCUGGCUCUGGCGGAGAAAGUAACGUGCAGGGGACAUUGGAUUAUUGACAGACGCGGGUGUGGAUUGAUCGAUCAGUGCGUAAGGAGAUUGUAAGAAAUAUUUGUUUGCUAGAAGUGUGGCGAGAACUGAUGUUCCGUGCCGCGGGACUGCAUUGGUUUUGCGUGAGAUGUUUUGUCGGAGUAUGUGCCCG
Messenger RNA from Cadophora gregata, 916 nucleotides. RefSeq lists its product as uncharacterized. Bases 147 to 773 code for a protein of 208 amino acids. The record is from RefSeq and is a predicted model, not a curated record. NCBI's taxonomy places the organism in Eukaryota, Fungi, Ascomycota, Leotiomycetes, Helotiales, Ploettnerulaceae. The transcript has a single exon.